This is a messenger RNA of Hyla sarda, 963 nucleotides long. Its product is annotated as olfactory receptor 1496-like. Lineage: Eukaryota; Metazoa; Chordata; Amphibia; Anura; Hylidae. The transcript has a single exon. The record is from RefSeq and is a predicted model, not a curated record. Bases 1 to 963 code for a protein of 320 amino acids. Gene Ontology annotation, cellular component: membrane. Gene Ontology annotation, molecular function: G protein-coupled receptor activity; olfactory receptor activity. Gene Ontology annotation, biological process: G protein-coupled receptor signaling pathway.
AUGGUAAAUGUGUCUAUGGUCUUCGACAUCUAUGACUUUGUUCUCUUAGGUCUCGUGGAAUUGGAGAACCUGAGAUAUUUCUACUCUGUGGUCGCUCUUGUAUUAUAUCUCAGCACAGUGUUCUUGUCCACAUUAAUUGUGUAUGUUGUAUGGACAGAAGAAUCCCUCCAUGAACCUAUGUACGUCUUCAUAUGUAACCUGGUGGGGAACGUCAUGGUUGGCAGCUCAGCAUUCCUCCCCAAGCUGACCAUAGACUUGUUCUCCGGAUGUACCACCAUCUAUCUGUCAGUAUGUCUGACCCAAGCAUUCUUUAUUCAGAGCUUUGCUUUUGUAGAGAUACUAACUUUUACCAUCAUGGCCAUUGAUAGAUAUUUGGCUGUUGGUUUUCCAUUGAGAUACCACUCUCUGAUGACCAAUAAGAAGGCUCUACAGUCCUUGACUAUCAUCUGGUUGGUGGUCUUAAUUGGCAGAUUGGUGGGGGUCAUGUUGCUCUUCAGGUUAGCACUAUGUGGUAAUAGCAUACAAAAUGUGUACUGUGAAACAACGUCUCUUAUCCGGUUGGCUUGUGCCAGUACAGCCAUCAAUGACACUUGGGGGAUUACUUGGACUUUGCUGACAACCACAGUCUCCAUAAUCAGUGUAAUAUACUGCUACAUACGGACAUUUCUUGUCUGUGUGAAGAUCUCUAUGGCAGCCUCCCAGAAAGCCAUCCACACACUGGUGACCCACAUAAUCACAUACUCUACUUUCAUGGUAGCUACUUUAUUUGUCGGUUUCAGGUACAGGUUAAAUGGUGGUUACCUAUCUACGGAGACAAACACUGUAUUCUCAAUUGGCGGAAUGAUGGUCUCCAUUACCCUAAAUCCUCUGAUCUAUGGGAUACGGACAGAGGCUUUAAAGAAAAAGAUGAUUCAGACUUUAAAGGAAAUUAUUCAGAAGCAGGCAUUGGGUACAAAUAAGUAA